AUGUCACCACCUGUGUUGUGGCUAUGCGACGCAUGCGACGCACACUCCGGCAAACCUCAACCUCCAAGUUCACCGACCAACAGGAUUAUCACGCCCUCAGACCCCAACCGACCAGGUUUGUACUACCACUAUGCCAAUCCGCCCACUCCGCUCUCUCCGACAAUCCCCGCCUUUGCACUCUCCUUCCUCAGUGAGACACCACCGAGCGUGGAUUCAGCUUCGGUGAUAGGAUGGUUGCCUGCAGCGUCUUCCGAGUCCGAACAAACAGAAAACGGGGCAACACUAGCGGAUUUCAAGCAGAACUCCAAAUUCAUCGAAUUUCUUCAUGAAUCAAUCAAGUCGGGCCUGAAGGAAGGAGUUGACGAUGUUUGGAAGGACAGUGCAAUGGCUUUGGGUGACGGUUGGAUGCACAUUCACGACCAACGCAAUCCGCCUGACCAAUCUCGCAUCGGCGACCCGGACGAUAUAAUUGCGUCUGUUUUAGUUAAAGGCAGCCAGAUCCAACCAGAUAUGUACGAACCAAUGCCGUCGUAUCGUGUCUGCACUGCCGAUGGAGUCCUUCAACUCACUCCAGGUCUUGCUGCACACCUCCGCCGCGAGCUUCUCCGAGCUGUACAAACUGCAUAA
Molecule: messenger RNA, 627 nt
Organism: Cyclocybe aegerita
Lineage: Eukaryota; Fungi; Basidiomycota; Agaricomycetes; Agaricales; Hemipholiotaceae
Source: the annotation of a GenBank genome assembly